AUGGCUAUUUCACUUCCACAAGAUGAUCCUGAUGCUUUUGCAAUAUACGCACACUGGCUCUAUCGCAAGAAGAUCCCCGAUUAUGACGGCUUCGACGCCCCUAACCCGCCCAAAAUGAUUACAACUCUAGUCAAGGCCUAUAUCAUGGGUGACAAAAUCUUUGACCGAAGAUUCCAAAACGCAGUGAUUGAUAGAAUCUACAAUACAGGCAUUACGCCAGAAGCAGACGGUAUGCUCUAUAUUCCUGAUUCUGACUCAAUAGCUUUGACGUACAAGGAAACUGCACCAGAUUCUUUGCUUUGGCUCUUAUUGGUCGACUUAUGGACGGAGUUCGUUGCCCUCCUGGAUCUCCGAUGA
Molecule: messenger RNA, 357 nt
Organism: Penicillium angulare
Lineage: Eukaryota; Fungi; Ascomycota; Eurotiomycetes; Eurotiales; Aspergillaceae
Exons: 1
Coding region: 1-357 (118 amino acids)
Source: RefSeq, a predicted model, not a curated record